Molecule: messenger RNA, 1329 nt
Organism: Ceraceosorus bombacis
Lineage: Eukaryota; Fungi; Basidiomycota; Exobasidiomycetes; Ceraceosorales; Ceraceosoraceae
Source: the annotation of a GenBank genome assembly
AUGGUGCUGGUCGCCGUUGCGGAUGGACAAGAGAGAGGGACGACGGCUUGGCAGCUAGCUGCGCGUGCACCUGUGCUACCUCCAUCAUCGCUUCGCUCUACUACCUCUGACGUCUUGAGAGAUGCGCAGCAAGCCCAUGCGCACAUCUCGCAGCUACCAAAUAUCAGAGCCAAUGACUCGUCACCAGACACGAAUGCCGCCAGUGCGCCUCUUUGGGUCCACGGUCCCGCAUCCACCCAUGUCACCAAUCACGUUGGUCCAUCCGCCGAGCACUUGCCGCUUUCGCCUCUGCGCGCCUCGACACAUGCAACUCACGAAGCUGACAGCUCUAGCACUUCUCUUGCACCGCACGAGCCACACCUUGGUACCGAUGAAGAGAGUUGGUGGCACAACAUCGACUUGGACGAGAUGCAUGAUCUCCUGCGAACGCCGUCGCCAGCUCAUGGCACGCAUGCGCACGAACAGGAUGCAGUGGAUGAUGACUGGAUCAACUCUUUGCUGCGCACUCCUGAUGGUACGCCUCCACGUAGUCCGCUGCAUCCCAGCUCCGGCGCGUCCGUUGGUGGGUCUCCGACAGCGGUGCAGCCAGACGCUGCUGGGAGCAACGAGCAGGAAGCGGCGUCACCUUUGCUGCAUUCGGUCGCUUCCGAUUCAAGCACUCUGCCAAAUAUGAAAAGCACCCAAAAGCAAACGGGAAAUGUCGAAGCAUCGCCGGGAGAGGAGACACAGCGCAAGAGGAACACGUCCGAGCCAAAGAGGCACGUGGAUGGGACGAGUAGAAGCAUCAACGGUGCGCAGAGGACAGGCUCCGAUGCUCGACCCCUAAGGCCGUCGAAAGCGCAGAUGCAGAUCCUACUCUCCGCGAAGCGCUGGAAGGGAACAGCGGAAGAAUUUGGUCCGCACCUUCCAAACGACAUUCGACAGAUUUACAGGCUCAAAGAUUGGGCAACGACAAUCGGCACGCGCACCGACACCUUUCAGGCGGCCAUCGAUGCCCGUGCUCGCACGGCCGGUCUUGCAAAGGCACCUGAUACGUACGCGGAAUGGCUUGCGCGACCAAUGCAGACGUUCAACAAGGUCAAUCAACUGCGCUCGGGUGUCACUGCUCUUUUCAGAGAGCGGGACGAGGCGAUGCGCAACAACAGGGACACCUCUGACGUCGAUGCUCGCAUUGCCGAGAUGGCGGCCCAGCACGGCGUAAGACAUCCCGUGUCGAGGCAACACUUCAACGGCAUGAUUGCCAGACAGAGAAAACGCGCAAAGCGAGCGGCGGCGGCAACGGCAACGGCAGCGGCAGCGGCGACCGAAGACCCUCAGCGGAGCUCAUGA